AGCCGCAACUGCUAAAUUGUGUGCUGCAGGCUUUGUUGUUUCCUUGGCUUCCUCUCUGGCUAGGAGGAGAGCCUGGCCCGAUUGGUGGCGGUCAGGCACGAACGAAGAUCGAACAGUCGGAAGGAAGAUAACCUCAAGUGAAAAAGAACCUUUUCAAGGAAUAGGGUUCAUCAUGAAUAUAUCACAGGACCAGAGUGGCAGUUCCAGCAAUAAAGAGCCCCUGUCCAGGUGCUGUGAAGCCCGGAAGGAGUUGGAGCAUGCCAUUGGUGGUGUUCUCAGAGCUGAACAGCACAUUAAAGACAACUUGAGAGAAGUUAAAGCUCAGAUUCACAGCUGUAUAAGCCGUCACCUAGAAUGUCUGCGCAGCCGUGAGGUGUGGCUGUAUGAGCAGGUAGAUCUCAUCUAUCAGCUUAAAGAAGAAACACUUCAGCAGCAAGCCCAACAACUCUACUGGUUACUGGGACAAUUCAAUUGUCUUAUUCAUCAGUUGGAAUGUACCCGUAGCAAAGAUCUAGCCAAUCAAGUUUCUGUGUGCCUGGAGAGGCUGGGUAGCUUGACCCUCAAACCUGAAGAUUCAACUGUCCUCCUGUUUGAGGCUGAUACAGCUUCACUCCGUCAGACCAUCACUACAUUUGGCUCUCUCAAAACCAUGCAAAUCCCUGAGCACCUGAUGACUUGUGCCACUUCACCCAGUCUUGGGCCACCUGUAGAGAGAAGGGCUUCUCUUCCCAAGCAGGAGCAGAAACCAUCAUUCCGCCCUUCAUUUAUACCACUUCGUGAUUGGCUCCUUAGAAGCAAACCGGCCUCAACUCAUCAGUCUCCUUUUGUACCCAGCACCAACCCCCAGGACUGGCUUAACAAAAAGCAAACUUUGACAAGCAGCCAGGGUCCUUCCCAAACCUGCAACUUUAAUAUCAGUAACAUCUGGGGCAACUUCAAGGGCUUGGAAAACUGGCUCCACAAGCAGAUAUCUGAGAAAAGAAGCCCCCAAAGGCGAAAUAGCUCCUUCUCUACAGAAAUAGAAAAAGGGGCUGACCUAGAGCUCCCUGAGCAAGAAGAAAUGGAUCUUUCUGAUUGGCUGGUUACCUCUCCUGGGCCUGAGAAUGGCAGCUUUGAAAGAGAUGAGAAAUCAAAGCUUUUCCAACUUUUCAAGGAAGAUUAUAAUACAAAUGAUUGGCUUCUCAAGUCUGGUUCCUGCACUAAUUGUCAGGGCAACCAGCCCACAGGUGUAGAGAUUGAAAAUUUGGGAAAUCUGAAGUGCCUGAAUGAGCACCUGGAAGGGAAGAGACCAUCACCCCCUUCCCCCACAUCAACUGAAAAUCGGAUUGUCCAGCAUCUUCAGGUUCCUUUUAAAGUUGAGGAGGUAUGCAAAGCUAAUGAGCCUUGCACCAGCUUUUCAGAGUGUGUAUGUGAAGACCAGUGUGAGAAGGAGGCCUUGUGUAAGUGGCUCCUGAAGAAGGAAGGGAAGGAUAAAAAUGGUGUCCCGAUGGACCAGCUGCCAGUUCUGAAACCUGAGCCAGUGAAGCUGAAACCCUCCUUGAAUAUGUGGCUCUGUCCCUCUAGGGAAGAGGCAGAUGAACAGGCUAAGACACCAAAGCCAACUCCUUGUACAAUUCCUGAACCCCUCAAAAUUUUGCUGGACAGCCCCUUGUCAGAUUGGCUUGCCAAAACAAAACCCAAAGAAUUAAGAGCACGGGAAAUAACCAGUUCAGAUGACAAAGCUAGUCAGGAGGGGUUUUCACCAAUCAAGCAAGUGCAUCCUAACCCCAUGACCAUUUGGCAUCACCCAAUUAAUGCAGCUGAUUGGAUACUACCUUCAAAGAAUAUGGGAAGCUCUAGCCGGCCCCCUGGGGAAGAUAAGUGGUUACUUCGAAAGAAGGCCCAGGAAGCAUUCCUAAAUUCACCCCUACAUGAAGAACAUGCCUUUCCCCAGGACUGCUAUGGCCUGCCAGCAGUUUGUGAUCUUUUUGCCUGUAUGCAGCUUAAAGUUGAUAAAGACAAGUGGUUGUAUCGAACCCCUGUCCAGAUAUGAGGAAACAAAUAGAAACCAAGGAAUCUUUCUGCUGAUCACCGCACAUCCAUGAACUGCAGCUUGCUGAAUCAUUGUGUUUCUGGGUCUUACUAGUAUUGUGUUGUUUCUUUUCUGCCAAAUUUUGAAAUAGUGAGAUUAAGCAAUGACCUAUUAACUGAGUUAACCUAAGAAAAGCCCACUUGUGAAGAGUACACACAUUUUGAACUAGUAAGUGCUGCAUCAGGGUGCCUACCCUUUACAAAGACCUCUGCAUCUGCCAUUUGGGUUGUCUUGGAAAGCAUACAAUGAAAUUUCCAAAUGAAGUCAUUUUUCUUAAUAUCCAAGUGCAGCUUUCUUAACCAAAAGUAUUGAUUGCCCUUUCUGCAGAUUAUUUCUAAUUAUUUCUCUUGGAUCCUGUCUUAGUGGUCAUCAAUUAUUCUUUUUCUGGCAUGUAGUUUUUCUGUUAUAUCCCAUGUAUAAACUAAUUUUGCCAGUAUAUUGAAGUGUCUAGCUUUUUAAAGGGUAUACUCAUUAGUGCAGAAACUAAAAAGUAUAAUGGCUUUUAGCCUCAUUGUUAGCUCUGUUCCAGUUUUCUUCCUGUUGUGAAAAAUUGGAAACCUCUACAGGUUAUUGGGCUGUCUGGUUAUCUUAAUUGGACAGAGCACAAUGUAUACUGUGGACAGUAUGUAAUGAGAUUAAUUGCAUCUCACUGUGUGAUUUUUCUUGGAGUUGAAAGUAUUUUAAUAGCCUGUCAAAAUUAGCUGAUUAAUAGAAUGAGAAUACAGUGUGCUCAGUGCUUGCCAUGAAAUACUAUUGGCUCCAUUAUAUACUUGAACAUUUAUACGUAGGGACCGUUGGUGCAUCCUGUGUAGUUGGAAGAUCUUGUACUGCAGCACUAUAGAUAUAACCAUUUCAACUAUGAGCAAAUGAAAUGCUGGCUAUCAUAACAAGGAUAAUUUUGGUUUAAGUCCAUAAAACAUCUUAGUAGAUUGUCUUGACUACUUGUGCCUUGGGGCAUUUAUUUAUGAAAAAAUUUGUGAAACAUUCCCUCAAAUGUCCCUAAAUCAGGCUCUGUCCUAAUAACAAAGAUUUGUGCUAUUUUUACAUUUUCUCAAUAGGGAACUUUUAAAGUCUCUUUCUUCCCUCUUUGAAUUUGAAUUUUUGGAAAUCCUUAGCCUCAAACUGGGUUAGGGGACCUCUAGGUCGUCACAGGCUUCCUGAGAGUGCUCUGGACCACUCUAGUAAUUAUUUUAUGCUGUGUCUAAAUUUGUAUCAGUAUCUCUACAAAUGUUACUUAGUCCUACCCAGACUCAACCUCAUUGAGAACAAAUUGAAUGAUAGCUGUUUGGUGCAGCCGAUUCUAGAUCCUUUAAAUUAACUUAAUCUUAGGCUCUUAGAAACUUUGUAGACUUUACUGUGUUACUCACUUAUUCCUCUAUACUAUACUAAGAUACUAUUGAGUCUGUAAAACAUUGUUCGCAGUAAUGCCAUUUUAUACAAUUGCUGAUGAUCCUCAUUAAAAGCAUAACCACCAUAA
Molecule: messenger RNA, 3548 nt
Organism: Trichosurus vulpecula (common brushtail)
Lineage: Eukaryota; Metazoa; Chordata; Mammalia; Diprotodontia; Phalangeridae
Gene: NCOA4
Product: nuclear receptor coactivator 4
Biological process (GO): response to hormone; intracellular iron ion homeostasis
Molecular function (GO): transcription coactivator activity
Source: RefSeq, a predicted model, not a curated record